AUGCAGACCCCAGGACCUGAGCAAGAUGACUCCUUUGAUUUCCUGUUUAAGAUCAUCCUGAUCGGAGACUCUAACGUAGGGAAGACCUGCGUGGUUCAGAAUUUCAAGUCAGGGUUUUUCUCAGAAAGACAGCAGAACACCAUCGGAGUGGAUUUCACUGUACGGACGGUGGAUAUCGAGGGGAGGAGAGUUAAGAUGCAGGUGUGGGACACGGCAGGUCAGGAGCGGUUUCGCACAAUCACCCAGAGCUACUACCGCAGUGCUCACGGCGCCAUCAUCGCCUAUGACAUCACACGACGCUCGACCUUUGACUCAGUGGCUCACUGGAUCAAAGAGGUGGAGCUCUAUGGAGCGAACAAUGUAGUGCUGGUUCUCAUAGGUAACAAAUGUGACCUGGAGCAGGAACGUCAGGUUCCGUUUGAGGAGUCCUGCAAUCUGGCAAAGGACAAAGACAUACUAGCUGCUCUAGAAACAUCAGCAAAGGAGAGUCAGAAUGUGGAAGAAGCCUUCAUCAUGAUGGCUAGAGAGCUGCUGUUGCGUAACGGCCUUAAUAUCCAGCAGGGGGACUUAAAUAGCAGCAACACACCUCGAGUUCUUCUCCGGUCCAGCUCUCGGGCUAUCGAUGGCUUUGUAGAUACCUACACACCACCAGAGAAGAAGACAUGUUGCUGA
Anoplopoma fimbria (sablefish) is the source of this 672-nucleotide messenger RNA. Its product is annotated as ras-related protein Rab-19-like. The coding region runs from base 1 to 672 and encodes 223 amino acids. The record is from RefSeq and is a predicted model, not a curated record. Gene Ontology annotation, molecular function: GTPase activity; GTP binding. Lineage: Eukaryota; Metazoa; Chordata; Actinopteri; Perciformes; Anoplopomatidae. Gene Ontology annotation, cellular component: trans-Golgi network. The transcript is spliced from 4 exons.